Messenger RNA from Lolium perenne, 1809 nucleotides. RefSeq lists its product as uncharacterized. The record is from RefSeq and is a predicted model, not a curated record. Lineage: Eukaryota; Viridiplantae; Streptophyta; Magnoliopsida; Poales; Poaceae.
UUGGGCCUUUUUUCUUACAGUGGCUCGCACGAUUAGCCUAGCCCCGUUUGGGUCUAUAAAUAGGCAGUAUCAUCACACCAAAGGGCAACUACAACGCACAACAUGGACGUCCUGGUGCUACUCAUCUCGCUUAUCCUGGUUGCUGGACGAGGAAGCACAAGCCAUGCGAAUUCCGAGACUACAAUGGACUAUUGGCAAACAUUACUUCCCCGAACAACUAUGCCACCAGCCAUACUUGACCUACUGAACCAUCAUGCAGGUUCCAGUAACGUCAAGUCUAUAAAGAACUCCAAGAAUGUUUAUGCUGCAUCACAAGCUGGAGAUGACUUCAAGAAAAUAUUUGUGUCCUAUGCGUCUGAAGGUAAUAUAAAGGACCUAAAGAAUGACAUGAUAUUAGAAGGUAAACAAGAUUCAAAGAAAGUUUACGCGGAAGACUUAAAAAAGAUCCUAGCAGCAAGACCACGAAGUGAAGAAAAUCUUAAAGAAAUAUCAGUAUCAUAUGGGUCAAAACUAGAAGCGGGUGUGAAGGAAAUCUUCGUCUCAUAUGGGUCAGAAGGUGGACAAGAUUCGAAGAAAGCUUCGGUGGUCGAUUUAGAGAAGAUCUUAGCAGCAAGACCGCGAAAUGAAGAAAAUCUAAAUGGAUUUUUUGCAACAUACGGGUCCAAACUUGAAGAGGAUCUGAAGGAGAUAUCAGUGUCAUACGGGUCAGACGGUGAAGAGGACCUAAAGAAUAUAUCAGCUUCCUAUGGGAUAAAAGGUGAAGAGGGCGUAAAGGAAAUAUCGGUGUCAUAUGGAGGGCAAGAAGAUGAAGCUGGUCUAAAUAAGAUAUCGGCGUCAGAAGGAGAGAAAGUUACAGCUGGGGGAGGGCAUGUCCAUGUCCACACUCACGGCCACCGCAGCAGAAGGAUUGCAGAUGUUUUCUUCUUCCACGACAUGCUGCGGCCAGGGACGGUGAUGACCCCGACCAUCCCGCCGACCAGCUCCCUGCCGGCUCUUCUUCCCCGUCACGUCGCCAACUCCAUCCCGUUCUCCGCUAAGCGCUUCCCCGACAUCGUCGCCAUGUUCGCGCCGGCGUCCCUCGCGAUAGCCGGAGAGAUGCGGUGGACGCUCGACACCUGCGAGCAUCCACGGCCGCUCCCAGGCCAGAAAGCAGGCUGCGCCACCUCCAUUGAGUCCCUCGCCGAGCUCACGGCGUCGCUCCUGGGGACGCGCGACGUCCUGGCGUUCUCCGCCGACAUGCCCCUGGAGGUCGCCGACACGUCGGCGCUGCGGGCAAGGCACAACGUGACGGCGGCGCGGAGGCUCUCGACGUCGCUGGAGGUGGUGACCUGCCACGACCUGACGUACCCGUACGCGGUGUUCUACUGCCACACAUCCAACCCCACCGCGGCGUACAUGGUGACGCUGGAGAGCCAGGACGGCGCGGCGCCGGCGAUGGAGGCGCUGGCCGUGUGCCACCUCGACACCUCGCAGUGGAGCCCGGAGAACCCGUUCUUCAAGCUGCACAGCGUCAGCCCAGGGGAGGUAGCCGUGUGCCACUUCCUCAGUAAACUCAGCACCAUCUGGGUCCGCGCCGGUGAGCUGGGCGACCUACGUGCAGCCGAGUAGAAUAAAUUAAGGCCACGUCAGUAAUGCUGCGUGUCUUGACUCUUGAUAGUACCGCAAAAUAACAUCCAUGCUACGCGGACUGCGUGUGCAUCGCUAUUGUUCCAAGGCCAUCCCUAGUCUAUUUUAUGUCGCAUUUGGUGACUUAGUUUAUUUUCUGGGAUUAUUGAUCACUUGAAUAAUUUGCUGUUUCUGCACGAUAAA